AUGGUGACUGCUGGACCCUCAUCUGCUCAGAGCGGUGCGCAGGCCCGCGCAACAUCUUCUGCCGCUCCUGGCUACGAACUUCCCUGGGUAGAGAAAUACCGGCCAGUCUUCCUGGACGAUGUUGUCGGCAACACAGAAACGAUUGAACGACUUAAGAUCAUUGCAAAGGAUGGCAAUAUGCCUCACGUAAUCAUCUCCGGCAUGCCUGGUAUCGGAAAGACUACUUCCAUCUUGUGUUUGGCUAGACAGAUGCUCGGCGACGCCUACAAGGAAGCCGUUCUCGAGUUGAACGCCUCAGAUGAACGUGGUAUUGAUGUCGUCCGCAAUCGCAUCAAGGGCUUCGCCCAGAAAAAGGUCACUCUGCCUGCCGGUCGCCAAAAGUUGGUCAUUCUCGAUGAAGCCGACAGCAUGACUUCCGGUGCACAGCAAGCUCUGAGAAGAACAAUGGAGAUCUACUCCAGCACAACUCGGUUCGCCUUUGCUUGCAAUCAGUCCAACAAGAUCAUUGAACCUCUGCAAUCACGUUGCGCCAUUCUCAGAUACUCUCGCCUGACAGACGCCCAGAUUGUCAAGCGUCUGACUCAGAUCUGCGAGGCCGAGAAGGUGGAAUCCUCCGAGGACGGUCUUGCUGCAUUGGUCUUCAGUGCUGAAGGAGAUAUGAGACAAGCCAUCAACAACUUGCAGAGUACUCAUGCUGGUUUCGGGUUUGUCAAUGGUACCAACGUCUUCAGAGUUGUUGACCAGCCUCACCCAUUCAAGGUCGAGACCAUGAUCAAGAACUGCCAUUUGUGUAACAUUGAUGCUGCUCUUUCAAUGCUCAAAGAGCUCUGGGACUCUGGUUACUCAUGCCACGACAUUAUCAGCACCAUGUUCAAGGUCACGAAGACCAUUCCUAUCCUAUCAGAGCACGCCAAACUCGAGUUCAUCAGAGAGAUUGGCUUCACACAUAUGAGAAUUCUCGAAGGUGUGCAAACAUACCUCCAGCUCUCUGGCUGUGUAGCAAAGCUCUGCAGGAUCAAUAUGAAGCCUGGAUUGUUUGUCCUUCCCAAGUAG
Molecule: messenger RNA, 1053 nt
Organism: Aureobasidium subglaciale EXF-2481
Lineage: Eukaryota; Fungi; Ascomycota; Dothideomycetes; Dothideales; Saccotheciaceae
Exons: 3
Coding region: 1-1053 (350 amino acids)
Biological process (GO): DNA repair; DNA-templated DNA replication
Cellular component (GO): Ctf18 RFC-like complex; Rad17 RFC-like complex; Elg1 RFC-like complex
Molecular function (GO): ATP binding; DNA binding; DNA clamp loader activity
Source: RefSeq, a predicted model, not a curated record